UGAAUAAUGAUAAUAAUGCUUUUUUGUAUUGUCAGAAAAAAGAAGAAAAGUGAGGGUCUGGUAGAUUGGACACAUAUUUGUUCAGUAAUGAAGAACAUUGUCCCCUUCAAGGAGAAACUGACUACCUCUAUAAAGAAUUCAAUUCCAGAGGCUAAUGUCUGGAUACAUGAUGUUUUACCUAAAGCAGUUCAAUACCUGGUUCCCCUGGCUAUAAACAAGGUAGUACCUAGGAGGUAUGCAGGGCUUGCUACUGACGUGAUUAUACCUUAUAUACUUGAUACCAUUCUACCUUCAGCUGUCGACCAAUGUUUAGACGAAGAGACUAGGAUAGCUAUGGCGAUUCAAAACUCAAUGGAGGAGAUAUCACUGGAGGACGACUAGAACUACAACGAAAAUUCGUUAUUUUUUGUUUAUUUUUAUUUUGGUUUUAUAAGAUGCUUUUUUUUUGACAUAAUUUGACACUAUGCUAAUUGAGUUAGUUAUUAACAUGUCUUGAAGAUAAAACUCUCUAGAUCAAGUAUUUAAAAAAGUAUAAGUAACAAUUUUUUUUAUUAAAACACAAUCGACAUUUCGCUUAACCUUAUGUUAUUUAACUGAAUAAAUUCUAUGAUGUAUUA
Eurytemora carolleeae is the source of this 617-nucleotide messenger RNA. RefSeq lists its product as uncharacterized. The record is from RefSeq and is a predicted model, not a curated record. The transcript has 5 exons. The coding region runs from base 7 to 381 and encodes 124 amino acids. Lineage: Eukaryota; Metazoa; Arthropoda; Copepoda; Calanoida; Temoridae.